AUGGAGAGGAAGAGCCCGGCGGCCGGGGCCAAGGGGAACCCGAGCCCGCCCGUGGUCGGUGAGGGGCAGCGGCCGCCGCCGCCACAGUGCGUCCCCGGAGGUGGUGGAGGGACUCCGGCGCGGGGCCCGGCUGGGGCGGCGGCCGAGCCCGCGGAGCUCAUCCGGCGCGCACACGAGUUCAAGAGCCAAGGGGCGCAGUGCUACAAGGACAAGAAAUUCCGCGAAGCCAUCGGCAAAUACCACCGGGCGCUGCUGGAGCUCAAGGGCUUGAUGCCACCUCCCGGGGAGCGGGAGCGGGAUUCGCGCCCAGCCUCGCCGGCUGGAGCCUCCAAACCCGGCCGCCUUUCGGAGGAGCAGAGCAAGACGGUGGAAGCCAUCGAGAUCGACUGCUACAACAGCUUGGCAGCCUUCCUGCUCAUCUUCACAUUGGCAACUCCCUCACCUAUGCUCCCAUCAUUUCUCUUGGUGUUUAAGCAUCCCUUGUACCAUCCUUGUGCCAUAUGGGAUUGGAAUCCCCAUGUCAUGACCAUCGUAGGAGAAGAAGAGUGGACGUCCCGUGUUCAGCCGUCAGGGCAUAGUUCCCCUCAGUCACUGGAAAGGCACCAUGAACUUAUGUGUACAAAGGGGAAUGAGGAACCUACCUCUGGUGCUGUUUCUCUCCUCAUAGACACCAAUGUGAUUCGGUACAUCCAGCUGACCGAGAUGAAGCUCAGCAGAUGCUCCCAGAGGGAGAAAGAAGCCAUGUAACCAGGAGCCCUCUCCGGAGCCGCGCCCAUGCCUGACCGGGGACCCCAGGCCCCCGUGGUGGAGAGCCUCACCCUGGGUUCUGUCCCUUUCUUCCCACUUCUUCAGGCACCUUCUUCUUCCUCCUGUUGCUCCCCAACACUGUGUCUACUCCCAGUGUGAAAAGAAGGUGUGAGCAGCUCAACUGGAAGAUGGUGGCUGCUCAGACAUGGAGCCAUCUUCUUCUGUUGUAGGUCAGUGCCUGAGGCAGGCCUUGCUUGCGUUGGGACAGCUGGGGAGGAGUCUCACAGUCUGGGGAUGGAAAUGGGGCCUGGACUUGGACCAGUGCUUCUGACAGGCAGCACACAUGAUGCCCACGGACUGGAUCCUUCUACACCUUCCUGAUACGCCAGAGCAUCUUGAGGCAACUGGAACAAAUCCAGGGAUGAGACAAACAGCCUGAAGCAUGGAUGAAGCCAACAUAGAGACUGUGAACUUGUACACUGGAGUCCCCCACCUCUCCCCAGUCACCUUAGUCCCUGCCACCCCCUCCCUCCCUUGGCUUGGCUUGUGCUUUCUUCUCUCCCUCUCAGGGAUCUGAGUCUCUGCCAGGAUUCACAUGCCAUCGAGGCCCACUCUGAGGGCCCUCUGGUGACCACACAUACCAUUCCCCACCUCCAGCCAGCAGGCAGCUGGGCCAAGGGUAGGGGCAGGGCAGGCUGUGUAGGGGAUGGGAUGGGGAGAUGAGGCCAAAGGCUAGUGACGGGACUGUGGAACAUUCAGUAUACAUAAAAACAAAUCCACAGCAGCAGUUGCUGUCAUUUCUGUUGGAAGCAGUCCACUCCCAAACCUCAGUCAGAGCUGCUUGUAGCCAGGCAGAACAGGGCUUUUCCCAAAGCCAUUUGCCAUUUGUCCAGCUCUGUACACCAUGUCAGCUGCAGCCUUUGUACUCUAAAGAGCGGGGCUGAGAUUGUGGAGACUGGCCCUAGGGCUUGGCUGUGUGGAAACUCGUAUAGCUUCUUUAGGAUGAAACUAUCUGAACUUAAUAUCUAGCCCGUAGAACGUAUUCAACAAAAAUGUGUUGAAUGAAUCAAUUAUGACUGCAGACUGACUUUCCUGCCUUAAACUAAUUUUACCCCAGCCUCAUCUCCUGAUAUCUAGCCUUCCUCAUGCUAUGCUGUGUUGCUUCAGUCAAACAAGAAACAUUCACUGAGGGCUUACUGCUCACCCAUUGUAGUGCAAUAUGCUGUGGGACACAUGAUACAGUCCCAAUCUUUGAGGAGAUGGAGAAGUUGAGACAUGCUUAUGGAUUAUUACCAAUGACCUUGCUAAUUUAUAUGAUGCUUAAACAUUUUCAAAGCACUUUCAUGUAUUUUUCGUGUGGUUAGUGACACAAUAUCGUAUAAAACUAAGAUAUAAGCAGAUGCAAUAAUGUUAAUAGUUAGGAUUUAUUAAAUGCACUAUC
This is a messenger RNA of Dipodomys ordii (Ord's kangaroo rat), 2188 nucleotides long. RefSeq names its product tetratricopeptide repeat domain 9 (gene Ttc9). Gene Ontology annotation, molecular function: protein binding. The transcript has 4 exons. Lineage: Eukaryota; Metazoa; Chordata; Mammalia; Rodentia; Heteromyidae. The record is from RefSeq and is a predicted model, not a curated record. The coding region runs from base 1 to 747 and encodes 248 amino acids.